Messenger RNA from Penicillium psychrosexuale, 738 nucleotides. Its product is annotated as snoRNA-binding rRNA-processing protein IMP3. Gene Ontology annotation, molecular function: structural constituent of ribosome; snoRNA binding; rRNA binding. Gene Ontology annotation, cellular component: small-subunit processome; Mpp10 complex; small ribosomal subunit. NCBI's taxonomy places the organism in Eukaryota, Fungi, Ascomycota, Eurotiomycetes, Eurotiales, Aspergillaceae. Gene Ontology annotation, biological process: rRNA processing. The transcript has 3 exons. The record is from RefSeq and is a predicted model, not a curated record. The coding region runs from base 1 to 567 and encodes 188 amino acids.
AUGGUCCGUGAACUCAAGCACCAUGAGAAGAAACUUCUCCGGAAGGUCGACUUCCACAACUACAAGUCAGACGGCAAUCACCGCGAACAUGAAAUUCGGCAACGAUACCUUCUCCAAGACCCAAUGGACUACCGCAAAUACAACGCGCUCUGCGGUUCUCUGCGUCAGCUCGCACACAAGCUCUCUCAACUAGACCCGGACGCGGACCCGCUGCGCAAGAAGCUCGAAUCCGAGUUGCUGGAGAAGCUAUGGCGGAUGGGAAUCCUGAAGCAGUCCCGCGAGCAGGGCGCCGGUUUGUCCAAGGUUGAGCGCGAUGUUACAGUUUCCGCACUGUGCCGUCGUCGAUUGGCUGUCUUCAUGGUGCGCUCUGGCAUGGUUGAGACUAUUAAGGCUGCUACUACUUUCAUCGAGCAGGGCCAUGUCCGUGUCGGUACGGAGGUCGUCAAUGAUCCUGCUUUCUUGGUUACCCGCAACAUGGAGGACUUCGUCACCUGGGUUGAUUCCAGUAAGAUCAAGCGCAACAUCUUGCGUUACCGUGAGAAGCUGGAUGACUUUGAUCUUCUAUGAUCGGCUCCGUUAAAAAAGCAUUUUGGGUUUUUGUUCUGAUAUACCCGGCGCUUGUGCAUUGUGGCCUGUUUAGGUUUGGCGUAUUGAUGUUUCAUGAAAUGAUAUCUCAUGUCCAAAGUUCUCUGGAUAACUCAAUAUGGAUAUGAAUACUACCUAUGUUCUCGAGAAACG